Prunus avium (sweet cherry) is the source of this 1436-nucleotide messenger RNA. It is a transcript of the gene IRX15-L, whose product is annotated as IRREGULAR XYLEM protein (DUF579). Gene Ontology annotation, biological process: xylan biosynthetic process. Lineage: Eukaryota; Viridiplantae; Streptophyta; Magnoliopsida; Rosales; Rosaceae. The record is from RefSeq and is a predicted model, not a curated record.
UUAUAACUAAUAACAAUAAACAAUUCAUUCUCAAUUUUUUUAAAAAUAAUUUGAUUUCUAGAAUGCUUAGAGGGUGAUUGUAAGGUCACCUUCAGUUUCUUCAUCCCACAUUGCUUCAGUUUUCUGCUUGCUUAUUCAACACAAUCUUUAAAUCAUACCCUCUCCAAUAUUCUCAAAACAGAAAACAGAGAAACAGAGACUCACCUUCCAUUGUAACACAAGCCACACUCUGAUCAAAGUGUCUCUCUCUUUCUCUGUUUUGAUCUCUGAACCCAGUUGAGAUGAAGAACAUCAGCAACACAAAGCUGAUCCUUCUCCACCCCUACAUACAGAAACAAGGAACCUCCAAUCGCCUCUGGCUUCUAGCCUUCAUGUCCAUCUUCACACUUGCGUUCCUUCUCACAAUCAUUUACACAAGCGGCUUGUACGCAUACUCAUCAACCACCACAACCACCAUCUCCGCCGCAACAAUAACCACCACAACAACCGCCUCCUCCGCCGUCCCCCAGCUCCCCACCACCGUCAUCAACACCCUCCUCUACUACGCCGCCAAAUCUAACGACACAUUCAAAAUGUCGCACGCUGACAUCAAGCCCAUCUCGGACGCCCUCCGGAAAUGCUCAACCCCCUGCAACUUCCUCAUCUUCGGCCUCACCCACGAGACCCUCCUCUGGAAGGCCCUCAACAACAACGGCCGCACCGUCUUCAUCGACGAAAACCGCUACUUCGCCGCCUACAUGGAGGAGAAGCACCCUGAAAUCGACGCGUACGACGUGCAGUACACAACAAAAUCGAAAGAGCUCAAGGAGCUGGUGGCGGUGGCAAAAGAGCAAAUACGAAACGAGUGCAGGCCGGUGCAGAACCUGCUGUUCUCGGAGUGCAAGCUCGGGAUCAACGACCUGCCGAACCACGUGUACGAGGUUGAUUGGGACGUCAUCCUGGUGGACGGGCCACGUGGCGACUGGCCGGACGCGCCCGGGCGGGUGAUGCCGAUAUUCACGUCGGGGGUGCUGGCGAGGAGCAAAAAGGGCGGGAACGGGAAGACGCACGUGUUCGUGCAUGAUUUUGGCGGGGAGGUGCAGAGGGUCUGCGGGGAGGAGUUUUUGUGUAGGGAGAAUUUGGUGGAGGCGAGUGAGACGCUGGGGCAUUAUGUGGUCGAGAGGAUGGAGGAGGGUAGCUUCCAGUUCUGUCGCAGCCAUCCAUCAUCGUCAUCUUCAUCGGCAAAUUCUUCAUUAUCAGCAGCAUCUUAGUGGUUGUUGUGGGUGGUGUUUGGAAUUCAUAGUAAUAAUCGUUUAACGUCGUCAUGGUGAAAGAUUCAUCAGAGUGUUAUUGGGAUAUGGCAUGAAGGAGGUAAACCUGGGUUGGGUUUGGGUGUAUAUUUAUGAUUUUUGCUCUCCUUUUUAGAUUCUUUUUUCUUCGUUCUUUUUGUUUUCUGU